GGGAUCAGUUUACCAAAAACAGAAUGUACGCAAAGAUACAGAUAUGGCGAAACGAAACCAGUUUUGGUCUCAACGAGAGGUAAGGAACUUCGAUUCGAUGCCCGGCAGUCGUCAGAUCAGAGCAAGCGUCUUUCAUUUCUGAGGUUGUGGGUUCGAUCCUCACAUCAGACCAGUGGCGUAACGUUAUAUCAGGGGGCCCCCGGUUCAAAAUUUUCGAAGGCCCCCCUAGUAGAAGUGCCAAAGGCACGAGUCGAGCGCCGUAUAUGCAAGAGUUCUCUAGGGGGUCCAGGGCAUGCUCAUCCGGAAAAUUUUUGAAUCUGGACUCUCUGAAAUGCCAUUUCCUGGACUUUUGGGGAGAGAUUUUACAGAAUUCUGAUGGUCAUAAAACGACAUUGUAACAUAUCAGAGGCCCUGGCGAAUGUUUUUGCUCUAUCGCCUAAGCCUGGGGGCCCCCAUUUGGGUUGGGGGCCCCCGGGUUCUCCCGGUCUGAGCCCAUAGUAGUUACGCCACUGCAUCAGACUAAUGACAGUUAUGUGAGAAGAGUUAGUCAACGCGCUACCGAAAGUCGUGGGUUUUCUUCGGGUACCGGUACUCCGGUUUCCUCCCACAAGGAAUGUUGACCCUGGAGCAGGGCUCGAAGUAGAGGGAAAAUAUGGCCUGCCAGUCAAAAAAUUUUUGGCAGGUGAAAUAAAUUUUAGCCUGCCAUUUUUAUUCAUUGAACUGCCAAAAUGGCGAUAUGUCGUACGAGUCGUAUUGCAAAAAUCAAUGUUUUCAUGAUUAUUGAUUUUCAAUGAUAUUAUUUUUAAACUUGUCUAUUUUACUACAGUAAACUUGGAUUUACAUUUCAAAUAUAAACGUAUAUUUAGUCAACUAAAUGAUCUAGUAUAUAUAUGAGUUGUGGUAAGCAAAUGAAAUGAAAUAUAUCUAUAGAAUUUCACCUGCCAUUUUGUUUCUGACUUGGCAGUUCAAAUUUGUUUUUGCCUGCCAUUUCUAAAAUGUUUGCCUGCUUUUGGUCAUUGGCAGCCCGCUAUUUCGAGCCCUGCCCUGGGGUAGGUUGAUAUUAUCCCCUAACUGACCCUUGCACAGUAGCUGUGCUCCGUGAUCAGACAUGAGUCAUAAGGUCACAGAGUAGAGACAUACAGAGACGUAACUAGUGUACCCACUUUUUUGUGCGCAUGGUCGGCAAGUUACUAGAUGCAUGCAUCUGAUUGGAUGACAACCUGAUGACGACUCACUUUAAACUUGCUGAGCACGCGCAGUUGAUCAUUUUUCGCCCGGUCGCCUGAAAAAAAGUGGGUACAUGAUAACGUAAUCUUCCGCAGUAUUUACAACGGUCAGUUACGUCUCUGUAUGUCUUAUCUACUCUGUGAUAAGGUGGCUGCCAGAGGCGCCCAGGUCACAGAAUAGGAAGGUACACCAGAAGUCUCAUUCAAGCAAGUAUUUGUACGCGUUUUUACAAGCGAUUCGUCAUCAAUCACGUCAUCCUGGCUAGUACAACCGGCACUUUGUACCUACCAAAACCUGAUAAAAACUUCCGGCUGUAUUAGCCAGGAUGGCGUGAGCGAGUUAAAAUUUUCGUGGACGUAAACACCGACUCAAGUUACACUUCUGCUGUACUUUCCUAUUUUGUGCCCAGGUUGAGCUGUGCAUGUCCUUCCCAAUUCAGCUUAGCUCUCGACUGCAACACAGAGUAAGCGUAACUGGCCGUCGUAAACACUGCGGAAACUUACGUUUUCAUGUACCCACUCUUUUUCAAGCGACCGGGCCAAAAAUGAUCAACUGCGCGUGCUCGGCAAGUUUUAAAGCGAGCCGCAAUCCAAUGGGAUGCAUGCAUCUAGUAACUUGCCGAGCACGUGCACAAAAAAUGUGGGUGCACUAGUUAUAACUCUGUAUAUGUACCUACUCUGUGACUGCAAGUAAGGAUGAUUGGCACACCCCAUUCAGAAACUGUACAUUUUUUAUUGCCGAUUUUUUGGCUGACACUUCAAUGAAGGGUUUGCUGCGGAUUAAAGUAAUGAUAAAGUGAAUUUGAAAACAAAUUUUGUUUUAAACAUGUUAGACGGAGGAAGCGUCACGUCAAGAAGAUGAAGUGAAACAAAAAGAAACUCAGAAGGAAGAGGCGGAAAGAAAACGAAAGGAAAGAGAGGUACGGAAUAACCUUAGCCAUGGCAUGUACUACCGAGACGUAUAAACAUCCCAACGCAUAAACAUCGGCCAACUCCAUUUACCAACCAAUGGUAGUACCGACCACUUCAAGUCACGUUUUGCCCAAUGCUCUGCAUGCCAACUGAGCUACGCGGUCAGGUCGGUUCGAGUAUGUGAUAUUUUGGAACUGAGUCUAGUUCCUUUGAUAUCAUUGUAACACCAACACAGAACAAAAUUCAUGAUUACUAGAUUGCAUUGAUAUCGAAGGAACUAGACUCAGUUCAGAAAUAUCACAUACUCGAACCGACCUGACCGCGUAGCUCAGUUGGUAGAGCAUUUGGCUAGUAUUCCAAAGGUCGCAGGUUCUAUUCCCACCAUGGCCAGGCAUAUUUUUCAAGUUUACCCGGUGUGGAUAUUCACUCAGAGUAACAUCACAAACAUCAUAUAUUCACCUGAGUACAUAACACCAACACAGAAAAAAAAGUCACGUUUUCCCCACAUAAUGUCCGUUUUACCAACAAGUUUUCUAAAAAGUGUGGGUCGCACCCCUCACUCCCCCUUCGCUCGCUAUACCCCUGACCUCAGAGGUAGUUCACUGUCAGAAAACUGUGGCGUCCAACAAAUAAUUUGGUUUAGAUUUGACUUCCAUUACCGCUACCUUUAAGGGAUCAUUAACCAAUCACAUGCGUUUAAUCUACCCGAUUAGCCAAUCACAUGCGUGCUUAGUGAAAGGUAGUGGUUGUGCACGUCAAAUCUAAACCUCGCUAUUGUAUAUUUGACAGCUACAAGAAGCGAAAAAGAGAGAAGAACAGUUCAGAGUGAGAUCAAAAAGUAUUGAAGAAAAGAGGUACCGGAGCACAUUAUAUAACCUCGUCUUCAGGCUCUUUCCUCUACGCUUGUACGAAGAAGAUUGCGCGCUAUAUUUAUUUUAAAUUCGCAAUUAUCAGCUAUAUUUACUUUAGCUUCUUCCUAUAGUAACACUGAAACAGAAAAUCUUGAAUAAAUGAAGUUAGUUUAGUUAGUAUGAUUUUGAGCUAUCCAGUAUACGUAAGCUGAUUUAGUUUAGGUUUCCUCUUGUGAUAACACCGGUCCAGCAGGGAUGUCAACCUCGUUCUCAGGCUCUUAACCUCUUGUGCAGGAAUUUGACCCUGGUAGGAGCUAGUUACGUGAUCUGCUGAAAUCUAGCAGAUUUUUCAUUAAUGGUGAUGAUAAAUAUUUGAUAUUUAUACUUUAAUUUAUAAACUUGCAUUUUGUUUUGCAAAUUUUAUUUCAUUUUAUUUUAAAGAAAUCCAAGAUAGUUAAUUAGAAAUCUGCUAGAUUUUAGCAGAUUACGUGACCAGCUCCUACCAGGGUCUUUCCCCCACAAGAGGUAAGAGCCUGGGAACGUGGUUGCAGGGAUGUCCUUACUGGACCUCUAGAACUGAUAGAGAAAGCCAGUAUAAACAAGGUUAGCUUAGGUUGGUGUUUCUUUUGUAAUAACACUAGACCAACAAGGAGGGAUGACCCUUACUGGUCCUCUGGUAAGACUGUUUCCUGACCUGUCUCUCACUUCUUAGUCUUGAAAUAUUUACUCAGGAAACAGGACCGAGACACAGCCCAGAGGCAAGAGGAAGAAAGGAAAGAAAAAGAAGCGGCAAGAGCUCAAGCUUAUACCAAAGAAUACGAGGAUGAGAAAGCGCGAUCUGCGGCUGCAGGAGGAAGGAGACAGGUACGUGUAUGCCUGUCAUCUCAGAGUAGAACAUAAUCUUAAUAAAAUGUUUUGUUGAGUGCUUCAUGAAAUAAACCCAUUGCACCUACUCACUCGUUCUCACCGAAAACUUGCACUAUGAUGAAAGAAACUGGAGUUCAUUAUUCCACAUUCUGAGUAGCUUUUAGUUGGAAGUUGUCCUCCGAAUGCCAUGCAUGAGCUCAUUUUAAGGUCAACUGCAUUGUGUCUAUACUUAUGUCUAUACAUAAAGUUUUUAUUCUAUUGUGUUUCUCCAGUGCAUUUUUUAAGGAUUCUUCAGUGGUCGGGCAAAACUGCCAAAGGGCCCAUUUUCCUUGCCGUCCACACAGCAUAGUAUGCGGUCGCCGAAGAUGUGAGCAAAGUACCGCAGGCACGAGUUACUGUAGCUAGGGGUGUUGAAGCUGGGGGCAUAUCCCCCCGCCAGGAAAUUUUUAAAAUUUGGGUCUCUGAAAUAGCAUUUCCUGCAUUUUGAGAACACAUUAAAAAAAUCUCAGCUUCUCAAAACAAAGUUUUAAGGUGAAAUUUGUAAUAAAUUGCGUGCUAAACAUUCAAACAUAACAUAAGUUUAAGUAUGCUCACCAACAAAUUUUGUUUUUUAAACUUCUUUUCAACGUUAAACUCAUUUACUCAAUACAGGUCCUAGGGCCCUGGCUUUGAGGCAAUAGGCCAUUUUUUUCUUCAGUGGUGGGGCAGGGGAAGGGGCCCAGUGGGGCAAAUGCCCCACCAGUCCAUGGUAUUAAAAAAUACCUUGAGUUUCUCACUAAUUGGUGAGCGGAUUUCCCAACAGUCCAUUACCCAAUUGAUAUGGUAUCCGAGACACCUACGAUUUUAACGUCCUUAUCCUUUUCGUGAUGUCCAGGUCAAGAAACGUUUAAAGUGAAUUUGUAUUCAUUUCAGGAAGCUGAAGAGAUGAUUAGAGCUGGCAAAGCUGUUAGACCCAUACCUCCUGUUCCUCAAGCGCGGCCACGUCAUGAGCCAGAACCCGAGCCAGAACCAGAAAUCGAGCCUGAGCCCGAGCCUCGCUAUGAGCCGGAACCUGAACCAGAGCCAGAGCCUCGUUAUGAACCGGAGCCUGAACCCGAGCCUGAACCAGAGCCGGAGCCUGAACCAGAGCCGGAGCCUGAACCAGAGCCGGAGCCUGAACCGGAGCCUGAACCAGAGCCGGAACCCGAGCCGGAACCUGAGCCGGAGCCAGUAAGUAUCGUUUUAAUGCACCCUUUCGGAGAAUACGUCACUUUGGCUAUAGUGCCUUGUUUUCGUGUCUGUGACAUUAGCCGAACGUCUCAAUCACGAAAACGAGGUGGCGUUCCUUCCGAAAGCGUGUAUUGGUCGUUUAUAUUAUCUAGCGACGCAUUUAUAUUCGUCUGGAAGAAUUUGGAGUACAACAUAGGUUAAGAGACGGUCCUUAAACUACUGGAUCUCUGAGGUGAACAGUCAGUCAGUUGUCAACUUUGGACCAAAAGUUAGAAAACUUUGGAUGGGAAGUCCACAAUAAACUGAAUAUUCAUUAUUUUUCGCUUACAGGAGCAGGAUAAUGAAUAUGAUGUUCCAGAGAGUGGUCCAGGUACAGGAAGAGAUCCGUCAACAGGAUAUUAUGACACUGCCGCUGACCAACAAGAUGACGAUAAUCUCUAUGACAACGCUGACGCCAUCAUUGACACUGCCCAGGUAGGUGAAACGUAUUCAUGUUAUUAUAGGACCUCUUUUGUUAAACACAGAAACUUCACGUUUCACUUGUUACACUUUUUCUUCAUUGACUUCUUCUCGUGAUUUUUCGUGACUUUUUAUUCGUGAUUUCUCGUGACGUUUUCGUGGUUUCUUGGUACAUGUGUUAUUUUGUUUAGUUUCAAGGUAGAUGUAUAAUAUAUGAUGUAUUUUCAGACUGAAUCAACUGAAGAUGGUGGCGUGAGGGCGCAGGCUUUAUACGACUACCAAGCAGGUAAAAUGUUUAACUGUAAACAGUCCAUGUAAAUCAUGCAUCCCUACCAUGUAAACACAGUAUGUCGUGGUCUGAACUACAUGAAAAACAUUAAACACGCUUCUAGCGAAGGCCUUCGUCUAAACUCUUGAUUCUACUUCCAUCACAUCUGACUGAUGUAAGAAGAGUGUGCCGAGUUUGACUUUCUCAGACAGAACGGGUUUUCCACGGAUACUUUGGUUUCGUUUAGUAAAUGGUAGCACUGCACCGAUCUCUAAAGUGAACGGUGUAGAUCUUUGGGCAUCAAACCCAAUUUAACACAAAUUGCUAUUUAAUUAUCUAGCUGAUGAUACAGAAAUCACGUUCGACCCAGGUGAUAUAAUUACAGAGAUAAAUCAAAUCGAUCCAGGUUGGUGGCAAGGUAGGGCGCCUGAUGGCUCUUACGGGUUGUUCCCAGCUAACUAUGUAGAGGUCCUGGAGUGAGGUACGAACUAAUGCGCAAGAAAUUUGGUAAUAUUUUAGUAACGCUUUAUAUUUGUAGGUUAUUUUUAUACGUAAUUGCAAUUGAACUAUGAUGUGAUAUAAAAAUGGCCAAGGAGAAGAAUCCUUGCACAGUUUUGGGGGGAAAUUAUAAACCAGAAAAGUGUGUUAAAGUGCAUAUGACACGAAACUGUUUAUUGUCUAAAAUGAAGAAAGAAAUUCUUCAAACUUAAAGGAAAAUGGCGUUAUAAAUUUUUAUUUUCUCAUUUGAAAGAACUUUUGAAACCACACAUUAACUACUUUUACCGAUUUUUCAUAUCUUGCAUAGUUCUUGAAAUAUUCUCACUUGAAGUAAUUAAAUGUCCGCCAUCUCGAUCAAAAGUUCUUUCAAAUGAGAAAAUAAAAAAAUAUAUUUCCAUUCCCUUUAAUUUCUAUUCCAUGUUUCAUGCAUGGUUGAGAUACAGUCGAGCCCCUAUUAACGGACCGGUCCCAAUAAUUUCUUUGAUAAAAUACUAUUAUCACUUCCCCUUUUUAGCGGACACCUCUAUUAAGCGGAAGCGGACACUUAAAUGAUGAAUGUAAAUAUGCUAAAUUGAAUUUUCAUAACAGUCAAUGGUAAAAAUCAAUUUGAAGAAAUUUCACGAGACCCAUAUUUGUUAUUAAUGUUUAGCAGUAUUUCUAUGUAGUAUAAACGCGCGCUAAUGACUUGAAAUAAUCUCCUAAAACAAACUUUUCUUUCUUUAAUUUGUCAUUCAAGCAAUAUACCUUAUGCAUAAUGACAUCACAAGGCUUGCUGCCCGCGAGGAAUGCUGAUCUUUAGUGGUCAUCGCCCGGGAAAAUUUCGAUAGUGGCCAUUUUGAAUUGUUUAAUUUUCCUGGGCGAUGACUGCUAAGACCAGCAUUCCUCGCGGGCAUCAAGCCUUGUGACGUCAUUAUGCAUAAGGUCUAUUUCAAGAAAAACCUUGAAAUCGCAGGGUCCUCCGUUGACAUGUCUACCUUCAAUUACUACUAUUCCUAAAUUAGUUGGGUGUUACCCUCUACUGCGUUCGCUAUUGCAAACCCCUAUUAAACGGUACCCCUUUUAAGCGGACACAUUGGUGGGGUCCCGAAGGUGUUCGCUUAAUAGGAGUGCGACUGUAUUUCAUUUUCUUCGAUAAAACAAUGAAACCAUAUUGACCGCAUAUUGACGCCAUGUACAUCACCAUGAGUUAUUAACGAAGGCUUUUUAUAUCUUUGCUAUCACGAAACGAAAUCACUCAAAGAUUGAGAAUGAUUAAUGCCCCACAUGCUGCUUGCUCCACAGAAAGAAAACAUUCACACGGGUCAUAUAUGCACUUUAAUGAACAUUGUGAGGUGACAAUUUUCUAAUUACUGUAAUUCCAAUGACAUACCCUGUCAUAAUUCAUGCAUGUUACAGUAGCGUAUAGACUAAGAAUCAAAGGGCUCCACAUGAAUACGCUAUUUUGUAAACAUAUUACUAUUAAGGCUUGCGGGGUCUGCACGCAGGCUUAUAUAUUAUGAACUAAAGAGAACGUAAUUAAUUAAUACUGACAAACUGUGGUGGGCGAAUAGCCAAAAACCACAUUGUGAAGAAAAUAGUUUUUGAGAGAAAAAUAUGAUUCACAAAAUUGCUCGUUUUGUCAA
Molecule: messenger RNA, 7912 nt
Organism: Paramuricea clavata
Lineage: Eukaryota; Metazoa; Cnidaria; Anthozoa; Malacalcyonacea; Plexauridae
Source: the annotation of a GenBank genome assembly